UACUGUCUUGCUUAAGAAAUAGAACAGUUACAACAUGGGGAAAAAAUAUUUUGUCUUUCUGAUAUUGGGAGUCCUCUUAGCAGCUUAUAUUUAUGAACCUCUUCCAGAUAAUGUUGAAGAACAGUGGAAAAUAAUGCUGUUAAAUACUUUUUUAAAAACUUCAUCAUAUUUGGCUCUGUUUGCUGAAAUAUUGGGGCUAAACCAUUUCAUGGAAUCGAUGACACUCUUUUCAAGCAUUCAAGGUUUUCCACCAACAUCAGAUGAAAACAUAACUGUGAGAGAUACAACAUUCAAUGAUAUUCCUGUCCGUAUAUAUGUGCCCCAACAGAAGACAAAAUCAUUAAGAAGAGGCUUGUUUUAUAUUCAUGGUGGUGGCUGGUGUUUGGGUAGUAAUGAUUAUUAUACCUAUGACCUUCUGUCAAGAUGGACAGCAGACAGACUUGAUGCAGUUGUCAUAUCAACCAACUACAGACUAGCCCCAAAGUACCAUUUUCCAGUUCAAUUUGAAGAUGUGUACACUGCAUUAAAAUGGUUUUUAGACCCCCAAAUUCUUGAAAGCUAUGGUGUAGAUCCUGGAAGAAUCGGUAUCUCUGGAGACAGUGCUGGAGGGAAUUUAGCUGCAGCAGUGGCACAGCAGCUCUUAGAAGACCCAGAUAUCAAGAUCAAGCUCAAGGUUCAAUCUUUAAUAUAUCCUGCCCUUCAGAAUUUUGAUUUUGAUUUACCAUCAUAUAGAGAAAAUGCACAUUAUCCAGUUCUGUCGAAAUCACUCAUGGUCAGAUUCUGGAGUGAAUAUUUUACUACAGAUAGAUCACUUAAGAAAGCAAUGCUUUCCAACCAACACAUUCCUCUGGAAUCAAGCCAUCUGUUCAAAUUUGUUAAUUGGAGUUCUUUGCUCCCUGAGAAGUUUAAGAAAGGUCACAUUUAUAAGACUCCAACUCAUGGUAGUUCAGAGCUAGCUAAAAAAUAUCCAGGGAUUCUAGAUGUGAAAGCUUCACCAUUGCUAGCUGAUGACAGCAAGUUGCGUGGUUUACCCCUGACCUAUGUCAUCACUUGUCAAUAUGAUGUCUUAAGAGAUGAUGGACUCAUGUAUGUUACUCGACUUCAGAAUUCUGGAGUUCGAGUGAUCCAUAACCACAUAGAGGGUGCAUUCCAUGGAACACUUUAUUUUCUUUUUACUAAAGUUGGUUAUAGAGCAGCCAAUCAGUAUAUUAAUUGGCUACAUGAAAACCUGUAAUAAAAAUCUUAUCAAUAUAGAAAAAGGUAAGCCCCAGAAUUUCAGGAAAAAA
Capra hircus (goat) is the source of this 1286-nucleotide messenger RNA. Its product is annotated as arylacetamide deacetylase. The coding region runs from base 35 to 1234 and encodes 399 amino acids. The record is from RefSeq and is a predicted model, not a curated record. NCBI's taxonomy places the organism in Eukaryota, Metazoa, Chordata, Mammalia, Artiodactyla, Bovidae. Gene Ontology annotation, cellular component: membrane. Gene Ontology annotation, molecular function: carboxylic ester hydrolase activity. The transcript has 5 exons.